CAUCAUGACCUGAGCCCAAAUCAAGAGUCCGGCGCCCAACGGACUGAGCCACCCGGGCGCCCCUCCCCUCUUUUUCUCUCUUCUCUUUCACCAGCUUUCACGCACUGAUAAUUCAUCUGCUGGAUUCUCUGCCCAUUCUUUUUAAAAGUUUUGUCCCUUUGGGUUUUUUCCUGCCUUUUGGUCUUAAGAUUCCUUCUGCUUCAUCUUCUGAUUUCCCACGGACACGCCAUUUACGGCAAGGUUUGCGUUUCUGAGACCUUGUUCCCUCGCUCAGGUGUGAGUGUCCUGGCUCUCUGAGAAUCUCGAUUAGAGUAGUUUUGAAAUUGCCUUCUGCUUCCUACAUUGUAUCUGCUUCCUCCGAGCUCCUCUCCCUUUGUUUUCCCCUCGCGGGAGCUUCCUCAAUUCCUGGUACACGGCCGUCCGUCCGUGCUUAGGGCAAGGCACUCACAGACUCGCGGAGGCGCCGGGCCGUGGGCCAGGCUGUGGGCCGACGUGUAGACAGGCCGCCUCACCGCGGGGUCAUCGGCGUCCCCCUGGACUCUUGCUGGGGCACCCGAGAGGGCAGCUGUUCGCACGUGUUCUGUCGCGUGCCGUUCAGUUACUCCACGGGAGGACUUUCCGGGCCCCUGCCCAGUGCAGGUAUUCAGAGAGCAAGUUAGGGGGAGGACACCUCGCUGAGGAGGGACGACCACGAAAACACAGGGCUUGGCUGAAAGGGAGGAAAGCAAGCAGAGGAAAGCGAAGCGUCGCUUCCUAAGACUCUCGCCUCUCGUUUGUGGCUGUAAAACGAAGUGACUGCCGCCCAAGUGGGUCAUUCCCGAACUGAUCGGCCACACCGUCGUCACCGUGUUAAUGCUCAUCUCAUUGCACUGGUUCAUCUUCCUUCUCAACCUGCCCGUUGCCACUUGGAAUAUAUAUCGGUUCAUUAUGGUGCCGAGUGGUAACAUGGGAGUGUUCGACCCGACAGAGAUCCACAAUCGGGGUCAGCUGAAGUCGCACAUGAAGGAAGCCAUGAUCAAGCUUGGUUUCCACUUGCUCUGUUUCUUCAUGUAUCUUUACAGUAUGAUCUUGGCUCUGAUAAACGACUGAGGCUGCGGGCGCCGCGUCCGGAGCCGGCCCACACCACCGUGCGUCGUCGGGGAGCCAGAGACCACGUGGAUCAUCCUGAGAACCGUGACCAUAGCAGUAUAUUUUUUCCUCUUUGAACAAAAUAAAAUAUUUUUGCUGUAUUUUUACCAUAUAAAGUAUUUAAAAAACA
This is a messenger RNA of Felis catus (domestic cat), 1258 nucleotides long. It is a transcript of the gene CNIH4, whose product is annotated as cornichon family AMPA receptor auxiliary protein 4. Gene Ontology annotation, biological process: endoplasmic reticulum to Golgi vesicle-mediated transport. The coding region runs from base 853 to 1089 and encodes 78 amino acids. The record is from RefSeq and is a predicted model, not a curated record. The transcript has 4 exons. Gene Ontology annotation, cellular component: COPII-coated ER to Golgi transport vesicle; endoplasmic reticulum membrane. Lineage: Eukaryota; Metazoa; Chordata; Mammalia; Carnivora; Felidae.